AGUGCCAAAAGAAAGCUAAUAUGAUGUUGGUUCAUGUUGACUGUUAUCUGUCAUGUUGAAAGGUCAAACCUGAUGUUCUCCAUUCCCCUCUUUUAACACUAUAAAUCUGAACUUUCAACCGUUGAGAGCUUUUACGCAAAAACAGUGGCAAUAGGAGAACUGGAAUAAAGAAAGGGCGAUUGAUACAACCAAAGAAGACAAAAGGAUGGGAAGAACAAGGCGUUUUAUAGCGCAAGCCAUCAGUCUCGAUGAUGUGGCCAAUCUUGACCGUCCAACUUGUAGAUGAAGCUUUGUGUUAGCCAUGUCAGUGGACCACUCAGUGAACUAACUAGUAUCUCUCCUCUGUUUCUAAUAGGGUGAUAUAUUGUUUGUACACAUGAGCAAAUCUCCUAUUCAUUCUGGAGACAUUGUUGUCUUUAAUGUUGAGGGACGGGAUAUUCCAAUUGUCCAUCGUGUAAUUACGGUCCAUGAACGACGGGGCACUGGUGAAAUCAACUUCCUCACGAAAGGUGAUAAUAAUAAAGGUGAUGACAGAAAUGGAAUAUAUGCCAGUGGUCAACAAUGGCUUCAACACCAUCAUAUUAUUGGAAGAGUUGUGGGGUUUCUACCUUACGCCGGCUGGGUAACUAUUAUUUUGAAAGAAAAGCCUGUAAUAAAGGAAAUCUCAGGAACUUUACCAGUAACAGGAAAACAAGUUCAUCCAAAAGAUUUCCCUGCCUCUGCACUAUGCACUUUAUGCUUAAAAAUAUCAUUUGUUUGGGAAAAAGAUACAGUUCAUUGAAGGGUUAAAACAAUGUUGGUUUUGCAGUAUCUUCUAUUUGGACUUCUAGCAUUCUGGUCAUCAGUUUGAAGAGAUUAAGUAGCUUUUUUGGCCAAUGAAUUGUUAUGGAAGAUGUGAUCAUCAAGCCUUGAGAGGAGGGCAUUCUUUUGUUUUCUAACAAAUGUUGGAAUAUGAUGAAAUUGGUGUUCUUUGUUACAGCCUAAAAUGAAA
This is a messenger RNA of Macadamia integrifolia, 991 nucleotides long. Its product is annotated as signal peptidase complex catalytic subunit SEC11C-like. Gene Ontology annotation, molecular function: serine-type endopeptidase activity. Gene Ontology annotation, cellular component: signal peptidase complex; membrane. The transcript is spliced from 7 exons. The record is from RefSeq and is a predicted model, not a curated record. Bases 377 to 781 code for a protein of 134 amino acids. NCBI's taxonomy places the organism in Eukaryota, Viridiplantae, Streptophyta, Magnoliopsida, Proteales, Proteaceae.